AAAUGCUUCUCUCUCAUUACUAAUAUCAGAGACUGGCAAAAAGAAAAGCCCACAGUUCAUUGCUUUUCUCUCUCCUCUUUCUUUUUGAUUUUUUAUAUUGCUAAUACUAGUUUUUUCAUUGCUCUCAAUGCUCUGGAAUACAGUGAGAGAAGCGAGACUCUUUUCUCUUCUUUUUAGUUGGUCAGUCUAAGUUGGAGAACGCAACCGCUUCACCGCCGGUAACCGCUACACGGUGUUGUUCUGAUUUGCACGGUGACUUGUGUUUUCUGAUGAAUGGGGAAUGAUAGAAUGACUAUAUAGUGGACUCAGUUGAAAAUGCCUAAUAGCAAGGUUUAUCUGACAUACAAGCGAAAGCUGCCAUUAUCUAGAACUGGCAUUGCACAUGAAAAUGGGUGCCAUAAUUCACAUUGUGAAGGACCAUGUGACACUUCUGUGACUGCUUCAGACAAGCAUAAUGCACCAAGUGAUGAGCACAAAUCAGAAAUUCAGGAAAGAAAUUCAUUGAUAUUUCCUGGAUGUGUUGUAUGUGGUGUCAGAGGCAACCUGCUGCAGUGCAAAGACUGCAAUCAACCUUAUCAUCAUGACUGCCUUGAUAGGUUGCUUAAGUCAAAGCAUCUUCUAAACAGGGAAAGGGUGAGCUGUGGUUGUAAAUUACAAGAUUCUUCUAUUCUUCAGCCAAUCCAAAAAUCAAGCAGACUGGAAGCAACAAAACACUUUGGGGGAUCUGAUAAGAAACUAAUGACCGUUAGUUCUUGUAAAUCACCUGUUAUGGGGACUCUUGGUGAGGGAACCUCUGGGAAAGACACAGAGGCACCUCCUUAUCUGGGGAUAUCCUUGAAAAGUAAAUCGCAUCAUGUUCAAGUUUGUUCAUGUUCAGAGAAAUUAAGUUCCCAGUCAACAGGGAUCAACACUGGACAGAGUUCAGAUUUUAUCAGCUCAAAAUCAUCCUUAGAAAGUAGUUGCUUUGCUGUAUGUGAAACUGGUUCAUGUUUUCUGAAAGCAUCCAACACUGAAGGCACUGGUACACUCUCUAAAGACAAGUCCACUGAUAGUCCUGGCUAUUCAGAUGGGCCAAGCAAGUUGAGUGUUCCGUUAAUUACUUUUUCUCGAAGAUGUAAAAGAAAAAAAGAUGAGACCGAGGAUGAUAUAAAAAGUUCAUUUCUUGAGGAGAAAAAUUGUUCAUUUCGCACCAAAUGCAGUAAAAUUACUGAUGAUGCAGCUUCUCUUAAAGUCCCCUUGGGAGAUAAUUCAAUUGAUUUGGAGCUGCCUAGGGUGGAUGCAGAUUCAAGGAAUGUGUUUCAUCAAAAUCAAGAUAAUAUACAAGCUGUUGAUUGUGCAGACAUUCGAGUAGAUUCUGCUCCGGAAACUAAGUUUUGGACUUGUGAGGAAGAAGUAUCUCACGGUUCUAAAAGCACAUCCAAGGAUAGCUCACCUAUCAGCAGCAAAAGGAAGAUUUUCAAAGUUGAUACGGACACCGUAGAAACUAUUCUGGGCAAUUUACAGAUCUCAUUAAAUGAUGCAGCUAAAGAUCCUUGUGAAGCUAUAGUCAUAGAAACAGAGUUGGAAAACACUAAAUGUGAAGAAGGAUCUAAAAUUUUGUCAAGUGAUAUUGUGAAAACAACAAUAGUUCCUGAUGACACAAAAGAAGGAAAGCAACCCUAUUUGGAUCUGUCUCUUACUCCUGAUUCAUGUGGUACAUUGGACCAUGAUAUUGAUCUGGCUUUGGGAUGUCAAAAGGAUCCUGUUCAUGGUGCUUCAGAAUCUCUUCGAGGCUCAACAGACUCCACAAGUAGAAGUCAUACUACUGUUUUAGAUCAAGUGACCCCUCCUGAACUAUUGCAAGGCAAGCAUAAGAGAGUGGGGGAUGUCUCACCAGUUCACUCAACAAGGGCACCUAGUGAUACAUCUACUUCAGUGGAAGAAGCUGGUGUCAACUCAAAAGAUGAUGAUGUAGCUUGUCAUCGGUUUUCCAUGGACAAUGCAUCAAAAAACAAAUGUUUGCAGCUAUUUUCUGAAGAAAAAGGCAACAGUUUCCACCUAGCAACUGCAAAGCCAGAAGUAACUACUUGCAUGGUUUUGGAAGAAAGUAAAUCUCUUAGGUUUCAAAGUGACAAUAAUCAGAUGAGACAGACUUCAUGUGGUUCUCUAUUAGAUUUGGGCUUAUCCCUGCCAACAGAGUCUAAUAUGGGCAACUAUUCUUCAAAAAAGUGCUCCAUCACAUCACGAAUGUGGAACUCUGACAGUAAAAUCAGAGACUUUGUUCAAGAUGCACUUCCUCAAUCUUCAUCUAGCCACGCAGCUUCAUUGCUGAGGCAUAAGCUUAUGCUCGAUAGUAUUGUAAUUCGAGCAAGUGCUUUGAAUGCAAAGGGUGGUUUUCAAGACAAGUGUAAGUCAUAUACUACUUUGUGGUCUGAAGAAGAACUUGAUUCUCUUUGGAUAGGUGUGAGGAGACAUGGAAGAGACAACUGGCAUGCUAUGUUAAGGGAUCCAAGACUCCAUUUUUCUUCUUGGAGAACAGCGAGGGACCUUUGUGAGCAGUGGGAGGAGGAGCAAACUAAACUGCUGAAUGGCAGUCGUGUUUUACAAUUCAAGUCUCCAAUACCGCAUGAUAUUUCUUUGGACAAUAAUGUUCGGUACAUGUGCACAAAGACUGGAAUGUGGAGAGAAAAUGCAACUGAGGAAACUAGACUCUCACUAGGAGAUGUAUAUGAUCACAGAACUAGCAACAGCUCAAAGAGGCAGCGUGUCAACUUUGCUGGUGUUGAAAGUACUAAACAGCUUCAUAGACCUGCUACUUACCCAAGGAGUGCAUCAUAUUCAGAUUUUGAGGGUGAAAUGUAUGGCAAGGAAUCAUAUGAUCAUUUGGGGUGUAUGACUGUGCCAAGGUGUGAUCCGUUACUAAAUAAUAGACCUUUCACUGCUUUGGCGUCCAAAGGUAAUUUGCCUCACUGGCUAAGAGAAGUAGUAAAUACUCCUCUGCCAAGGCCAAUGGAAGCAGCUCUACUCCCUGGUUUUUCAUCUAUUUCUCAUUCACGGGCAAUGCGGGUUAUCAAACCACAUCCAGAUCCUAGCGAGCUACUCUUCAGUGGCAUGAGGAAUAGGACAGAUGGCAAUUUUGGUGGUGCAAGGGCAAAUGAGCUACAGCCAUCAGGUAGUGCUCAUCCGUCCAAUGUCUCCUUGGAAAUGAGAUAUGGAAAGUCUGACAUGUGCAGUUCUUUAGGUCUUGUCAAUAAACUCGACAACUUGAUCAUUGUUGAUAGCGAUGCAUCUUCUGAAGAGACGAUAUCUGAUGAUCAUGGUGCUAGACCCUAGUUUUGAGGUUACAUAGGCAGUGUUGUCCCAAAAGAAUGCAGUUGAUGAGGAGGGAAUUGGAAUUUACUCGAUUUUUCAUAUUUAAUAUGAGAUUAUGAAAAUGGAAGCCUAUGGAUACAGAGUCCCAAGCAUUUGCAGUGACAAUGAGAGUGGUUAAAGAUUUCAAGAAUGGUAGGGUCCUCAAACUGGUGCACCCCUGGAGGCUUCAUAUAGAUUCAUGAGAGUCUGAUAACAGCUGAUGAGGACGUCCGGAUGUGUGUCAGGUUUCCCAGGAUUGUGGUCCGGCCUGAGUCGCUUUUGAAGCCUGGAGUUGUCUUUUGCAUUGUUCCACUCCAUUGCUGCAAAGAAACAGAUACCAGAAUCAGGACCCUCCACUCCUGCAACUAGCUUCGUUGGACUCUUUAGUUGAGGGAAUCCAUCAACUUAGGAAGCAGCAGAAUCAUACUACGUAGCCGACACGAACUAAAGUAGAUUGCAAGAUCGAAGACCGGCCAAAGAUUCCAUAUUCCCCAAGUGUGUUGUUAGAAAUACACAGUACCAUGAUCCAUUCUACAGUGAAGAAUCAUUAAUCAAGUCUCCUCAUGAGCAUGGCUCUUCUAAGAAACCAUUCUCAAUUGAUCCCUGGCAUGGAACUUUGAUUUCAAAGUUCACCAAGAACCCAAGCAGCAACCCAAAGUCAAUUCUUUCAUACGGAGGAAUUACUUAUUGCAAACAACACACAUUUA
Messenger RNA from Hevea brasiliensis (rubber tree), 4037 nucleotides. RefSeq lists its product as uncharacterized. The record is from RefSeq and is a predicted model, not a curated record. The transcript is spliced from 9 exons. Bases 316 to 3312 code for a protein of 998 amino acids. Gene Ontology annotation, cellular component: chromatin; nucleus. Gene Ontology annotation, biological process: nucleosome organization; regulation of transcription by RNA polymerase II. NCBI's taxonomy places the organism in Eukaryota, Viridiplantae, Streptophyta, Magnoliopsida, Malpighiales, Euphorbiaceae. Gene Ontology annotation, molecular function: chromatin binding; ATP-dependent chromatin remodeler activity; DNA binding.